GUGCCAAAAAAAAUCGAAUAGAUACGUAUUAUUCUUCCUCCUUCUUAUCUUUUACAGAUAAGAAAACUAAGGCUCAGAGCCGGGCGCAGUGGCUCACGCCUGUAAUCCCAGCACUUUGGGAGGCCGAGGUAGGCGGAUCACAAGGUCAAGAAAUCAAGACCAUCCCAGCCAACAUGAUGAAACCCCGUCUCGGUGUUCGCAGCCGCCGCCGCGCCGCCUCUCGCUCGCUGAGCUCCAGCCGAAGGAGAAGAGGGGGUAAGUAAGGAGGUCCCUGUACCAUGGCUCAUACAAAGCAGACUGCCCACAAAUCGUCCGGUGGUAAAGCACCCAGGAAGCAACUGGCUACAAAAGCCGCUCGCAAGACUGCGCUCUCUACUGGAGGGGUGAAGAAACCUCAUCGCUACAGGCCUGGUACUGUGGCGCUCCGUGAAAUUAGACGUUAUUAUAAGUCCACUGAACUUCUGAUUCGCAAACUUCCCUUCCAGCCUCUGGUGCGAGAAAUUGCUCAGGACUUUAAAACAGAUCUGCGCUUCCAGAGCGCAGCUAUCGGUGCUUUGCAGGAGGCAAGUGAGGCCUAUCUGGUUGGCCUUUUUGAAGACAUCAACCUGUGUGCUAUCCAUGCCAAACGUGUAACAAUUAUGCCAAAAGACAUCCAGCUAGCACGCCGCAUACAUGGAGAACGUGCUUAAGAAUCCACUAUGAUGGGAAACAUUUCAUUCUCAAAAAAAAAAAAA
Messenger RNA from Rhinopithecus roxellana (golden snub-nosed monkey), 734 nucleotides. Its product is annotated as histone H3.3-like. Gene Ontology annotation, cellular component: nucleosome. Lineage: Eukaryota; Metazoa; Chordata; Mammalia; Primates; Cercopithecidae. Gene Ontology annotation, molecular function: structural constituent of chromatin; protein heterodimerization activity; DNA binding. The transcript has a single exon. Bases 279 to 689 code for a protein of 136 amino acids. The record is from RefSeq and is a predicted model, not a curated record.